Molecule: messenger RNA, 1741 nt
Organism: Pollicipes pollicipes
Lineage: Eukaryota; Metazoa; Arthropoda; Thecostraca; Pollicipedomorpha; Pollicipedidae
Product: ovalbumin-related protein X
Exons: 3
Coding region: 160-1302 (380 amino acids)
Molecular function (GO): serine-type endopeptidase inhibitor activity
Source: RefSeq, a predicted model, not a curated record
GACGGCAGCAGAUCCGCUGUGUAAACCGAGCUCCGUCAAGUGCGCUCGUGCUGCUCGGCGGAUGAUGUGGUGAUUGUUUUUGAGAGAAUCUGAGUAGCUAGCGAUCAUAAGUUCACGUCUUCACGUUAGUCUUCAUCCACAAGCGAUCGCUUUAAAGUCAUGUCGCGCUCAAAACAAGGCACCGGAUGGAUUUUGCUGAUGGUGGCUGCAUUUGCUGGGGCCUGUGUCCCAAAUGGCCUGGACUUGAAGCUGUUGAAGGCAUUGACGACUGAUUUGAGCAAGAACCAGGCUAUUGCUCCGUUCGUCAUGUCCUCGCUGAUGACACAGGUCUGGCUCGGAGCCAGAGGCGACACCAGGGAUGAGGUACAACGACAACCGGAUGCCAGCUUUUUAACAAGUUACCAAAGUGCCAUCAGCGAUCUCACCGACGGUUCCAGUAACGUCACUACCGGCGUCUUUAAUCGGAUAUACAUCAAACAUGGCUUCAGCAUCAAGUCGGGAUUUAAGGAUCUGUUGCAAAAUCACUACUUCGCGGGCGUGAAGAAGUUUUCAUCGGCGGCGCAGGCGGCGAAGGAAAUAAACUCCGAUGUGGCUACGGUAACACGAGACCGCAUCAAGAAACUUGUCUCACCGAGUACUCUGCAAAACGCCGUCAUGGUCCUGGUCAGUGCCUUGUACUUCAAGGGCUUGUGGCUGACUCCGUUCGACAUGACCGUGAAAGGACCGUUUCUCACGGCAUCAGGGAACAAGCAGGUCGACAUGAUGAAGCUUAGAACCCGAGUGCCGUAUGUAAAGAUGCCUCAUUUUGAUGCCAUCUCCCUGCCGUACACGGACAAAAACUAUGUUAUGCUGAUCUUGCGUCCACUGACACGUAACAUGGCUGCCGUUUCCCGUCUGAGGGAUUCUCUGGACUCCCUCGAUGUCAGCGAUAUCAUGAAGCGUUUGCGCGCAUCAUCCGUUCAGAUAAGUAUGCCUCGAUUCAAGAUAAGAACAGAGUACGGACUGGCGGGAACCAUGUCACAGUUGGGAAUUCGCAAAAUCUUUACGUCCCGGGCAGAUCUGGGUAACAUUGCCGAUGAGCCGCUAGCUGUUGACGGCAUUAUCCACAAGGUGUUCAUGGAGGUGACAGAGAAUGGUACCGAAGCUGCAGGAGCAGCAGCCAUUACUUUCGUGAUCACAAGCGUACAGCCUCUACCCAUUCAGUUCACCGCAGAUCGUCCCAUCUUUGUCAUUGUCUGGAACAAGAAACACAUGAUCAACUUGUUCUCUGCGUACAUAGGUUCACCAAACGUGAAUGGCUAAGAUCAUGCACGCUAUUCUGAGACCAGGCGUGGGACCCACACUGAAUAGCGUUGGUCGCAUUAAGCAUGCUGUAAGUGCAGUUCAUGUGGCGGCAGCUCCUAUCAUGGCCGGGUGCGACCGACAAAGCUGAUGUCACACAGUCUGGAAUAAACGGGUGGAAGGCUGGGAUCCUUUCGUGACGAAGCUCUUCUGUCCUUUAUGCGUCACCUUACCACUACUGUUGGGGCAAAUAUAGGGAAGUGCUUGCCGUUUGCAAGCAUUCUCCUAACUCAUCGUUUGUGUUGAGCACCUUUCGUCCUCUGCACCACUGUUAAAGAGAAUGCCACCAUCUUUGUGCUUUUUAUUCUUGGAUUUUCAUUGGAGUGUGUGGGCGAUCUGUGGGUAAGGCAACCUGCACUAAUUUGGGCAAUCUGGUGCCUUAGAAAUAUACGCUUCUGCG